AUGCCAUCACGACCAACGACACCAGUGGACCCCAAUUGGUCUGACAAUACACCGCCAGUCCCUGAUGUUGACGAACAUCAAUCUUUUGCGAAUAUAGUUCGAGGUCUCUCUUUCUACUUCGUUGAGGCUAUACAGACUCCACACACUUUCGAGGAGCUUCGGACAAUCCAGUAUGGGCGUUGUCUAAGUCCCCUGAUCAAACAUCUGUCAGACAAUGUCAAACAUCAAGCCAUAGUCUCCGCUCUUCUAGCCCUCAAAGGUCAUUUCGCCGCCCUCGAGUCUGAUGACGACCGCGGCGUGAAUGAGACGCGUGGUCUCGCCUGCGAGAUCGUUGCAUGGCGCUUCGUCACUCAUAUUACUGAACGGGAAGCCAUCGAUUAUCUGCUUUACGAGCUUUCCCCUACCGCCGCUCAUCACGACGAACCAGAGGAUCCAGAGGCUGGCAUCACACGGUCUUCAAGUUCACCCAUAGACAGAAACCUAUCUGGCGAACGUACACCGCUUCUGAACGGACUUGAACCGCCUCGAUUGUCCGGACUGUCAUCUUAUUUUGGUACUGACCGUGUCACCGACGGUAUGGAUGGUGCUCGCGAGGAGGACAGUUUUGCUGCCUCGUUCGAGAGUCUCAAUGCACUGGAGAUUGCCGCUAUCUGCGGUGCAAAGAAAUUCCUCAGCCAAAGAGUGAUCCAGAAGAUGAUCAACGGUAUCUGGAGGGGGGAUAUUGUCUUCUGGGAAACGUUAAGCACAACCUCUGUCAAAAAAGCAAGGAUAUACAACAAAAAGAGAGCGGAUCCAUACAGUAGACUUCGCGUCCCACGGUACCUGAAGGCCUUUGAGGUUCUGUUCUUCCUUGGAUUUCUUCUUCUGUACUACAUUGUCCUCGUCCAGCAGAGGUUCUACUCCAUCACGCCAGCGGAGGUGUUCCUCUACAUAUUCAUAGCUGGAUUCGCAUAUGAUGAGUGCAAGUUGCUUGCUACUUCCUUAAGCCGCCACCUUGGGGAGUACCAAGAUGCCGGUCAUGCGUUCUACGCUACUGACUUUUGGAGCCUCUGGGAUAUUGGAAUCGUUGCGGUCGGCGUUGCGUUCCUGAUUACCAGGGUUAUCGGGCUUGUCCGACAUUCGCAUGGCAUAGUGGACACAUCGUUUGAUAUACUAGCACUCGAGGCUCUCUUCCUUGUUCCAAGAAUCUGCUCACUGCUUAGUUUGAACCAAUACUUCGGCACACUCAUUCCGUGCCUCAAAGAAAUGACAAAAGACUUCAUCAAGUUCUUAAGCCUCGUCGUCAUCCUCUAUCUAGGCUUCCUCACCACAUUCACUCUAUUGGCCCGUGGCCACUUUUCGCCAGGAGAAAUGUCAUGGAUAUUGAUCAAGGUAUUCUUCGGGUCGAGCUAUCUUGGUUUCGAUGUUGCCCAAGAAAUGAACCUCAUACCGCUUCUCCUUCGCCCACUAAGGCUAAUCCUUCCAUCGGAGAAGAUCAGAAGCGCACGUAUCAUGCUUCUCAAAGCCACACACCUGCCUCACGUAGGCGCAAUUUGGAUCUAUGAGAACGGGCGCCAAUACCUCGCAGAGCGUCAUAUUGCCCGUGGUUCUGUAGUAUCCUCGAUGGGCGGACCCCAGUCUGCAACGACCAAGGGAGCCAUGAAGCGGGCAACGCUAAGAGCGUCGCUGAAGUCUCCACGGCUGUUGGUGCCAGCUACCCUCGUCCAAGCCUCGCUGGAUGGCGGCUCGCCCACGGGCAGAUCUCCCUCGCAUCGCCGCCGCAUCACAGGGGAUUCAUACGAGUCAAAUGAAGACCUGAGGUCACUGGUCAUCAGACUCAGUUCGCAAGUCAACCAGCUCGCUGCGACGAUCGCUCAGCAACAAACUCAAGAGGCACAGGUCGAUCAGGAAUGA
This is a messenger RNA of Coniosporium apollinis CBS 100218, 1893 nucleotides long. RefSeq lists its product as uncharacterized. Lineage: Eukaryota; Fungi; Ascomycota; Dothideomycetes. The coding region runs from base 1 to 1893 and encodes 630 amino acids. The record is from RefSeq and is a predicted model, not a curated record. The transcript has 14 exons.